Fomitiporia mediterranea MF3/22 is the source of this 486-nucleotide messenger RNA. RefSeq lists its product as uncharacterized. The coding region runs from base 1 to 486 and encodes 161 amino acids. The record is from RefSeq and is a predicted model, not a curated record. The transcript has 2 exons. NCBI's taxonomy places the organism in Eukaryota, Fungi, Basidiomycota, Agaricomycetes, Hymenochaetales, Hymenochaetaceae.
AUGUUGAAAUACGCAGGGGUAUUGCUAACAAAGGAGCACAUCUUCAAGCUCGCGUCGAGUAUCUUACAAGAAAACCUUGAUGAUAUACACGACGUGAAUACCUUCCUUCGCGCGUAUAUGACCGUUUGGCGGGUCCUGACCAGAAAUCAUCCGAAAUACUUCAUUCACCCAAUGUCCAUGCCUCGUCGUUCACCGAAGAGUGAGCAUUCGCGUUUCCUUCUGGUAUGCCGUGUAUGCAGGGACCCAUACGAGACGCGCAUGAACUACGCUAAAAUGCCGGCGACGGAAAUGGAUGCCAACAUUCUUGAUUGGUUGAAAGAGAAUGGGAUGGAGUCCCAAGAAAUACUUGAUCAAUGGACGACGAUACCCAACCCCGAGGCCAGUAGUACCACAGCUCUGCUCCAGCUCCUCUUCCUCGUUCUGGAGCCGGUUGAUUGCGGCCUCCAAGGUACAAUGGCUUCGUCCUCUGCGGCUCCGGGUGCAUAA